This is a messenger RNA of Entamoeba invadens IP1, 804 nucleotides long. RefSeq lists its product as hypothetical. Lineage: Eukaryota; Evosea; Mastigamoebida; Endamoebidae. The coding region runs from base 1 to 804 and encodes 267 amino acids. The record is from RefSeq and is a predicted model, not a curated record. The transcript has 3 exons.
AUGAAAGUUGUGACAUCCGAAGCCACCUCUGACACCAUUCGCGAGGAGUAUGAAUGGUACAUUAACACACUCAAACCCGAAAUAAAAACAACACAAGAAAAACUUGGACAAAUAAAGACGUUAAUCAGCCCCACAAAAGAAACUAUUAAUGAAGAGUGUCUACGUUUUGAUUUAGAUGGGUUUCAAGGAAUGGUACAACUCAACGGGACUGAAUGUUCGGGUUCUCGUAUUGUAAUUAACAACGAAGAGUGGUCACAUAAGCCAGAGGCGUUUUAUAUUGUCGAUUGUCCACUGAAACAAAUGUACAACGUAUUAUAUGUCAUUGGAACAAUUGAGGAUGAUAUCUCCUUAUUGGACCCAUUCAAAAUCAAUGACUAUAUCGAACUUGUGACAAAGAUAUAUGACAUGAUCGGAGAGGCUCUCGACUCAAUUCGAAAUCGACCAACGCUAAUAUUUCCAUUUACCCCCACACAUACAUUCUUCAUGCGCGCACACCCAACUGUCACAGCGGAUAUAUACAUUGAGCAUUCUGAAAUCGUUGUGAAGAUAUUUAAGUUAGACUCUGUCGGCAGUAAAAACCCUUCCCCUUCAAUAAACGACGGAGACGUUAACGAAAGUGUUGAAGUGAAAACACGACAAAGAACAGCACAAGCGUUCUUGAUAGAGAGUAGGUACUAUUGGGUGGAGAAUGUCGAAGAGAUCCACCUCACGUGCCAGAAAUUGGACGAAAUUGUUAAUAUACUAAGCGAGCUCCAAGAAAUGUGGGGACUCAUAGAAAACAAUGUGACGCAGUUUGCUUCUUAA